This is a messenger RNA of Effrenium voratum, 1164 nucleotides long. The record is from the annotation of a GenBank genome assembly. NCBI's taxonomy places the organism in Eukaryota, Dinophyceae, Suessiales, Symbiodiniaceae.
AUGGACGCGCGGCUCACAGUGCGAGUCCUGAAGGGCUUGGCCUGCAAGGUGCAGGGGGAAUAUGAGGUGGACCGGGAUGCCGUGGCCUUUGCCUUGAUGCUGGCCAUCAAGGAGCGCACGGGCUUGCACUGGCGGCGCCAGAGGCUGGUGGACCAGUCCACCGGGCUGCCCAUCGGCGAAGGCGCCCGCUUCCGCGACGUGUUCCCGGACGGAGGGGAGGCGGAGGUUCUGCUGGUGCACUGCGACAGCUCCGCUCUGCCGCCCAUCGAGGACCGCGACACCGUGCUGGCCAUGGUGCGCCUCUGCGGAGAGGCGCUGGCGGCAGCCUCCAAGGAGCUGAGGGCGGACAAGGACUUGGUGCUCACGGCGGUGCGCUCGCCAGGGGCCUUCAGGCACGCCGAGCGACCGCUGCAAUGCGACCUGGAAGUGGUGAGGAUUGCCAUGGCUUCCGACCCCAAGGCUUUCUGCCACUCUGGGAAGCUGGCUCGCAAAGAUCCGGAGUUGGCCACUUUGGCCGUCAACGCCAACCCUGAGCUCCUUGCAUUUGUGCACGCAGAUCUUCUGAAAAGUGCCGACUUUGUGGAGCCGCAUGUGGCGCGGCAUGGCCAGCUUUUGCAGCACACUUCCGCGAAGCUGCAAAAGGCAACUAUCAAAGCGGCAGUGUCUCAGAAUGGGCUGGCCCUUGAGUUUGUGAAGAAAGAAAUGGUAUGUUGCGAAAGACACCUUGACAACGAUGCGGAAAUCGUGCUGGCUGCCGUGCAGCAGAACGGCAUGGCCCUGAAAUAUGCGUCGACGGAGCUGCGUGCAGAUGCACAGGUGGUCCGUGUUGCAAUCCAACAGGACUUGAAAGCAGCAAAGUUCAUAGAAAGCAAGGAGGCCAUAUAUCGGGCCGUCCGUGAUCAGCCUCACGCGCUCAAGUAUGCCCAGCCGGUUUUCCGCGAUGAUGCCGAAGUGGUGGAAGCCGCCUUUGCCAAGGAUCCCGAAUGCCUAGCUUUUGCGUUCAAGCAAGCAGCUCUUCAAAUUGUGAGGCUUCACAAGAAGGAGUUUGCUGGUGGCUUCGCGCAAGAUCCAGAGAAGGCCAUCCGCGGAGGGAAGAUCAAGGUCCGGAAGCUGGCGACCAACCAGCGCGGCGAGCUCAAGGUGACAAUGAAGUUGCCAGUCUGA